AAUAAAAUAUUAUAUAAAUAAAAAUUUGAAAAUUUUGUAUGUCCGAAAAUUAUUUUAAUAAUUAACAUUUGCACCAUCUGAAAUCUUUUUAGAUAUAAAAUUUUAAAUCCAAGAUACCAAUUUCCUUAAUUCUGCCUAAAAAUUAAAACAAAGUUACCAAUUAGAUAAAAGAUAAUGGGUAAAAACAAUAGCAAACUCAAGCCAGAAGUGAUAGAAGAUCUCAAAGAAUCAACGGAAUUUUCAGAUACGGAGAUAAGAGAAUGGUACAGAGGUUUUCUUAAGGAUUGUCCCCAGGGUAACUUGACGGUGGAAGAAUUCAAAAAAAUUUAUGGAAAUUUUUUUCCAUACGGUGAUGCCUCGAAAUUUGCCGAACACGUAUUCAGAACCUUCGAUUCUAAUGGAGAUGGAACAAUUGAUUUUAGAGAAUUUCUUACGGCUUUGAGUGUCACUUCCAGAGGAAGACUGGAAGAUAAGCUUUCGUGGGCCUUUAGUAUGUACGAUUUAGACAAAGAUGGUUCCAUAUCUAAGCAGGAGAUGCUGGAGAUUGUCACGGCGAUUUACAAAAUGGUUGGUUCUGUAAUGAAAAUGCCAGAAGAUGAAUCAACUCCAGAAAAAAGAACGGAAAAAAUAUUCAGGCAAAUGGACCUUAAUCAUGACGGCUUACUAUCUCUAGAAGAAUUUAUAAAAGGGGCUAGGAAUGAUCCAUCUAUAGUGAGAUUGUUGCAAUGCGGAAGUAAUGGAGGGACCAAUAUCAUAAUAGAUGAAGCUGAUCCCCUUAGCUCUACAGGCACACCUUCUAAUCACACAGGAGAUAAUGGAUCAGUUAAAAAUCCUAAUUUAAGUCUAUCUAAAAUAUCUCCUCAGUAGAUAAUAGUAUUUUCACAAUCACCUUUCUCACUUUCAAAUGACAAAAAUAUUUAUUUGUUUCUAUUUGGAAUUCUUAAUAUUGUCUUCUUUUCAAUUUAAUAUGGAUUAACCAUGAAUAUUUUGUAAAUAUAUGUAAAUCUCAACGAAUUUAUAAUACUUAUAUUCGCGGAAGUUCUAUCUUAAUACAUAUCAUAAAUCUUUUAAAACUAAAAAGGCCUAUUCAUUUAGAAAUUUAUGUAUAAAUCAUAAAUUGCAAAAUUAAACUAUCUUUUUAUCAUUCAAUAACAUAUUUAUAAUACAUUCCUCUU
This is a messenger RNA of Gordionus sp. m RMFG-2023, 1175 nucleotides long. Its product is annotated as neurocalcin homolog. Gene Ontology annotation, molecular function: calcium ion binding. Bases 175 to 867 code for a protein of 230 amino acids. Lineage: Eukaryota; Metazoa; Nematomorpha; Gordioida; Chordodea; Parachordodidae. The transcript is spliced from 2 exons. The record is from RefSeq and is a predicted model, not a curated record.